Molecule: messenger RNA, 290 nt
Organism: Racocetra persica
Lineage: Eukaryota; Fungi; Glomeromycota; Glomeromycetes; Diversisporales; Gigasporaceae
Source: the annotation of a GenBank genome assembly
GGCUAUCGGGAGCACCAUGUAAACACCAGGGAGCAGUGGCCGCAAAAUAUCAUAUUGGAUCUUUAAAUUUUCUUCCAUCACUAACACCUAAUAAUUGUGCAUGUUUCGCUUAUAUUGCACGUGGAGUUUCUUUCUACGCAUCAUUACAUUCUCAAACAAAUUAUAGUCAAUGUAAAAAUUAUAACUAUCCUAAGGUUUUACAUAAUGUAUUCGAAAAUACACAUGAAUUGGAAACGGCUAAUGCUGAAGUCAAUAUGGAUAUAAGCCAAACUACUGAAACUGAAUUGUGA